Penicillium expansum is the source of this 777-nucleotide messenger RNA. RefSeq names its product nitroreductase family protein. The transcript has 3 exons. The record is from RefSeq and is a predicted model, not a curated record. Lineage: Eukaryota; Fungi; Ascomycota; Eurotiomycetes; Eurotiales; Aspergillaceae. Bases 1 to 777 code for a protein of 258 amino acids. Gene Ontology annotation, biological process: cellular response to oxidative stress.
AUGACAACCCGCCUCAUGCAAUCCCGCCUACAAGCCAUAACCCGCGCAGCACUAUCCAGAACCAGCCCAACACGUCUGGUAUCCACCCACCAAACAACUCCCCGCUCAUUCUCUUCGUCAACCCGCAAACAAGCCCCAACCCCAGCAGCAAACAUGCCCAGCACCCUAAUCGAUCUAGCCAAGAACAGGCGCACGAUCUACAAUCUUAGCAAGAAAAGCCCAGUCGCAGACUCCAAGAUUGAAGAGCUUGUCAAUGCGGCCAUCCUGAAUGUCCCCAGCGCGUUCAAUACCCAGUCCACGCGACUAGUCGUUCUCCUCCAUGAUCAGCACGAUAGGCUGUGGGAUAUCGCUAUCGAGGCCUUUGAGGGACUUGUUAAGGCGGGUAAGAUCCCGCAGGAGCUUUGGGAGAAGCAGACGUUGCCUAAGUUGCUUGGUUUUAAGGGAGCGUAUGGAACGAUCCUCUUCUACGAAGACCCAGCGCACAUCAAGCCCAUGCAGGAGAAAUUCGCUACCUUCAAGGAUAAUUUCGUGCCGUGGGCGGACCACUCCAAUGCCAUGCAUCAGUACUUCCUCUGGACCGGCCUUGAAGCGCUCGGCUUCGGUGCAAACUUGCAGCACUAUAGCCCGCUCAUUGAUGCUGGUGUUGCGAAGCAGUGGGAUGUGCCCAGUGACUGGCGGAAUGUUGCUCAGUUAGUCUUUGGAAAUCCCGAGGGUCCUGCCGGGGAGAAGGUGCAGAAGCCUGUCGAGGAGAGAGUUAAGAUUUUUGGGAAGCUAUAG